AUGGUAUUUCCUAAAUUUCUUAUAGCUGUGACGCUAUUUAAUGCUCUAGCUUACAUAGAUGCACUCAAGACACACGGCGGUGUGGGUACAGAACAAGUUGACGAAGCUCUUAUCCGCCUCACUGAAGCUUUUGGUGUAAACAUUCACGAUGCAGAGCAAAAACGGCAACUGGCGAUUAAUAGUGACAUUCCAUUCGACGAAGUCUUUGCAGCUGGACUUAAGGCGCUAAGCUUGGAGACAGGUAUGCCAGAUGAGGCCAAGUCGAUGGCGGACGAAGAUCCAGUUGUAAAAAUGCACCCAGAGCUCUGGAAGAAAUGGGUGGCCAAGUUAGACAGUAAAGGCUUCUUUAAAGACGCAACACCUGGCUCCACUGAUUAUGUUAUGCGCUUAAAUAAGGCAUUACUCAAAUUUAAGGAAAAGUUUGGUGAUGUCAAGCCAGUUUUAACCAUCGAGGAGAAAGAGCUUAAGGCUGAAGAAGCAAAGACGCAGGGAAAUGCAGCAUUGAGUCGACAGGAUUAUGAAGGCGCAGCCAAACUGUACCGUGAGGCGUUACAGCUGUCGCCGCAUGGACCUUCGAGUCACAUUUACCACUCAAAUUUAGCUGCUGCUCUGAUGUAUAUGGGCAAAUACUCGGAAGUGAUCGAUCACUGUGAGCAGUCUAUUGCUCUUAAACCGUCGUACGUUAAGGCAUACUCUCGCUUAGGCAGCGCACAGGUGCAAUUAAGGGAUUAUGACGGUGCUAUUGAUGCUUAUCGACGUGGACUUGAAGUGGAUAGCACGAACGCUGCAUGUCGUGAUGGACUGGCGGAGGCUGAGCGUCAACGUCAGCAGGUACAAACGACUUCAGCGCCUUCACCUCCAUCUGGUGGCGCUGGAGGAAUGCCAGACCUGUCAAACCUGGCCAGCAUGUUAGGUGGAGGCGGUGGUUUGGCUGGUCUGAUGAAUAAUCCUCAAAUGAUGCAAAUGGCUCAGAGCAUGAUGCAGAAUCCUCAGAUGAUGCAGAUGGCGCAGAAUUUGAUGCAAAACCCCAGCAUGGUUAAUGAUAUGAUGGGUAGUCUCGGUGGAGCGAACACUAAUGCUCCACCUCGUGCAGGGGAGAUGCCCGACAUGAGCGGCCUGAUGAACUCUCCUGAGCUCAUCGCAGCGCGGUCUGAUCCGGAUUUGACAGACUUUUUUCGAGAUGUUGACAGCGAGGGACCAUCCGCUGCGAUGCGUCACAUGUCAAAUCCCAAGGUCUCUCAACUCGUUCAGAGCGUCAUGUCUCGGGUGCAAGGGUAA
Molecule: messenger RNA, 1278 nt
Organism: Plasmopara halstedii
Lineage: Eukaryota; Oomycota; Peronosporomycetes; Peronosporales; Peronosporaceae
Product: TPR repeat-containing protein
Exons: 5
Coding region: 1-1278 (425 amino acids)
Biological process (GO): post-translational protein targeting to endoplasmic reticulum membrane
Cellular component (GO): TRC complex; membrane
Molecular function (GO): molecular adaptor activity; protein binding
Source: RefSeq, a predicted model, not a curated record